Hydra vulgaris (swiftwater hydra) is the source of this 462-nucleotide messenger RNA. The record is from RefSeq and is a predicted model, not a curated record. Lineage: Eukaryota; Metazoa; Cnidaria; Hydrozoa; Anthoathecata; Hydridae.
AUGGGUGUAAAGAGUACAGAAGAUGUACAAAAAUAUUUACAUUCAUUAGGUUAUAAAGGUAUAAAAGAUGCAAUAGAUAAUGCUGUAAAAAAUAGUCACCUUGAAGUAGUAAAAUAUUUAAUUGAAUUAGGAUAUGGAUGUUAUGAUUGGAUAAUUCAUGUUGCUGUAGAAAAUGGUCAUCUUGAAGUAGUAAAAUAUUUACAUUCUAUUGGAUAUAGAGUAGAAGAAUGGGAAAUUACUCGUGCUGCAGAAAAUGGGUAUAGAGGAACAGAAAAUGCAAUUGAUGAAGCUGCAGAAAAUGGUCAUCUUGAAGUAGUAAAGUAUUUAUAUUCGAUGGGGUAUAGAGGAACAGAAUAUGCAUUAUCUAAUGCUGCAAAAAAUGGUUAUGAAAAUGAUGAUGUCUUAGCAUAUGAUGAGGCAACAGCACGGAAAAAGAUAGCGAAUAGAAAAGUUCAGCUUUAA